Messenger RNA from Trichoplax adhaerens, 231 nucleotides. RefSeq lists its product as uncharacterized. NCBI's taxonomy places the organism in Eukaryota, Metazoa, Placozoa, Uniplacotomia, Trichoplacea, Trichoplacidae. The annotation marks the transcript as partial. The transcript has 2 exons. Gene Ontology annotation, molecular function: enzyme regulator activity. The record is from RefSeq and is a predicted model, not a curated record. Gene Ontology annotation, biological process: GPI anchor biosynthetic process. Gene Ontology annotation, cellular component: dolichol-phosphate-mannose synthase complex; endoplasmic reticulum membrane.
GCCACAGGAGUCGAUCGGUUCGUUGGUGCUGGAAUGAUAGGUUUCAGCCUAAUUGUAUUUAUUUACUACACAUUGUGGGUUAUUGUAAUGCCUUUUAUAGAUAAGGAUCUUGCUAUACAACAAUUUUUCCUACCAAGAGCCUAUGCAGUUCUCAUACCUAUCGUUGCCGGAGUUGUUCUGCUAUUGAUAUUAAGUAAGAAAGCUUCGUAUAUGGAUAUUCACUUAUCUUGA